Messenger RNA from Neocloeon triangulifer, 2463 nucleotides. RefSeq lists its product as uncharacterized. The record is from RefSeq and is a predicted model, not a curated record. The coding region runs from base 113 to 2290 and encodes 725 amino acids. The transcript is spliced from 13 exons. NCBI's taxonomy places the organism in Eukaryota, Metazoa, Arthropoda, Insecta, Ephemeroptera, Baetidae. Gene Ontology annotation, molecular function: lipase activity.
UUAUAUUUUGGAGAAAAAAAAUAUCCUCUCCUUCCUCAACAUGUUCAAGAAUAUACCGCUAUUUUCGCCUCAUUAUUUUUAAUCUUCUUUGACUCAGCAGCAGGACCAAAGCAUGGAGACCCUCGGACACGUGUGCAUCACAAUUUUGGCAAUUUCGACAGCAUGCGGUGCCGGCAAGUUUGUGUUCCGGAACGAGGUGUUUGAAAAUGUGGAAGCUUUUGAAUCUUCCAACAUGAUGCGUAUCAUCAGUCGCAACGAAACUACCGAACAAGCUGCAAUUACUGAAAAUCCAACGGAGGCUGAAAACGUGACCGAGACGUACAACGACUGCGUCAAAAUCUCUGAAAAUGUGCGGUGUCCCUAUCCGUUGAUCUCAUUUUACCUCUACGCGGGGCCGAACGGAGAGCGCGAGUUCAUUGACGAGAAUGACCCAAACUGGUUCAAUAACAGCAAUUUCGACGAGAGCAAAAAGACGGUGCUGUUAAUCCACGGAUUUGGUGGAGGUGACGAUGUAGGAUCAGUGCCCUUACUGAGAGACGCCUUCAUCAAAACAAACGAGUACAACUUGAUAAACGCCGACUGGGAAAUUUUGGCCAAGUGGCCUUGUUACUUCCAAGCGGUGAGCAAUAUGAAGCCCGUGGCCAAAUGCACUGCCCAUUUCCUCGCCAAUCUGGAGCGGACGACCAACCUGCAGUACGAGCAAAUAACCUGCGUCGGUUUCAGCCUCGGGGCACACAUUUGCGGCCUCAUCACCAAUUACGUGCCCGACCGAUUCGAGAGAAUAAUUGCCUUGGACCCUGCGAAGCCACUUGUGCAGAGCAAGAAGGGGAAGGACCGACUGGAUUUGGAGGAUGGAACAAACAUACACGUCAUCCAUAGCAACGCCGGCUUCUUCGGCAUGUCAGGGCUCCAGGGCACGGCCGACGUCUGCAUCAACGGCGGUCGCGUGCAGUCCUACUGCAAGAAGGAGUCUGAUUAUAAUUACUGCAGUCACGUUCAGUCUCUCUGCUAUUUUGCGGAGAGUUUGUUCCCCGGAAAGGGGAGAGAGGCGACCCCAUGUGAAAGCAGAUGUCCUUACGGGUCAAAGUUCAAACCCAGAGAGGGAGAAAACAUCAUUUUGGGCGAACCAAUGAAUAGCUCGGCUACUGGAAUGUAUUGCGUAAGUGCGACGAUUCCUCCGUACUGCAAAGAUCCUAAUUCAGACGACCCUGACUACGGACACGAAAGGUGCUGCACUACCGAAGGGGCUCUCGUCGCGAAGCGCCAGAAAGUUUCCAUUUCCAACUUCAAACUUGGCCAGCGGCCAGCCGUCGAGGACACCAAGACUGAAGUGGCCGCUUCUCUAAUCAACGACAAAAAAUGCAUCCAGAAGCAAAUGGCAAACAUGACGUGCCCUGAUCCGCACAUCAAAUUCUACUUGUACUCAGGGAUUAGCGCGUUUCAAAUGCGGAUCAACACGACGUCGGAGGAAUGGUUCGAGGACGGCUUUUUCCAAUUAGAUAAACCCACCGUGGUGCUCAUGCACGGCUAUCAGGGCGGAGAAAACUUAAUGCCCACUGUCAUUCUCAGGGACGCAAUUGUGAAGAACGACUCGCACAAUCUCAUUACGGUCGAUUAUGGCCCCUUGACGAAAGAGCGGUGCGACCGACAAGCGCGUCUGAACGCCGAAGCCGUCGCCAAGUGCAGCGCGCAACUCUUUGAAUACCUGCAGGAUAAUGGAGUGCAAACAGAAGAGUUCACCUGUGUUGGUUUUGGUCUCGGCGCGCACAUCUGCGGUCUCAUCGCCAAUUUCAUUCUUCCCAGCCGGAUGCAGAAGAUAAUUGCUCUGGACCCGACUGGUGGGCGAGCGUUCAUGCGUUUUCCAGAGAAGAGACUGGACCCUUCGGACGCUGACGCCGUCCACGUUUUUCACUCGGAAACGCGGAGAUUCGGCGAGGGUGAGUCGAUCGGCACGGCUGACGUUUGCAUCAACAACGGACAACAACCGUUCUGCGUAGAUACAAUAAACAACCAGCCGCGGUUGUGCAGCCACGCCUCUUCGGUGUGCUUCUUGGCCGAGUCCCUUUUCGCGGAGCGGCAGGUUGAGCCCUGCGUGAACCGCUGCCCCCAACCUCCGCAGCGCCGAGAAGAAACGGGCAACCCACCCAUGCGCGAGAAUGCCACCUUCGGAGCCUCCAUGGAAAGCAGCGCCCAAGGAAUGUACUGCCUCGACACCGACGAGGCCCCUUUCUGUCCCCAGCCGGACGACGACUUUGGCGACCCCAGGUGCUGCAUCCUGACCAAGAGUUGACACCGAACGUCGAUGAAAGAGAAUAUUAUAAAAUAAUAUGCACCACCACUCGCCGGCGCAGCUUUUAUGAGCACCAUAUUGGUUGAAUCUUCCAAUUUAAAAUUGGCUUCAUUGUAGAGCUAAUUCUUUUGAAGAAAGAAACAAUAAACUACUUGUAUUUAAUAAAAAAAUCA